Messenger RNA from Chiloscyllium plagiosum (whitespotted bambooshark), 1280 nucleotides. NCBI's taxonomy places the organism in Eukaryota, Metazoa, Chordata, Chondrichthyes, Orectolobiformes, Hemiscylliidae. The record is from RefSeq and is a predicted model, not a curated record.
UUGAAGAUGUCGUCCAGCCUUGAGAAACACUUGUUCAACCUUAAGUUUGCUGCAAAGGAGCUUUCGAGAAGUGCCAAGAAAUGUGAUAAAGAAGAAAAAACUGAGAAAGCUAAAAUCAAAAAGGCAAUUCAGAAAGGUAAUAUGGAAAUAGCAAAAAUACAUGCGGAAAAUGCAAUCCGACAAAAGAACCAGUCCAUUAACUUUUUGCGUAUGAGUGCCAGAGUGGAUGCUGUUGCAGCACGUGUGCAGAGUGCAGUUACAAUGGGCAAGGUAACCAAAUCUAUGGCAGGUGUUGUCAAAUCCAUGGACGUCACCUUGAAAAGCAUGAACCUAGAAAAGAUUUCUGCUCUAAUGGAUAAAUUUGAGCAUCAAUUUGAGACGUUAGAUGUACAAACCCAGCAAAUGGAGGACACAAUGAGCAGCACAACGACUCUAACUACACCACAGAAUGAAGUAGAUUCACUGCUACAUGAAAUGGCUGAUGAAGCUGGUCUUGAUUUGAACAUGCAGCUUCCAGAAGGCCAAAUGGGAUCGGUUGGUGCCAGUGUGGCAUCAGCAGAACAGGAUGACCUUUCCCAAAGGCUUUCGCGACUCCGAGAUCAGGUGUAAAGAAAUGGAGAGCUCUUGCCCCUGCACCCAUGUCCUAGAGUUACAGGUUAUAAGAUAAUCAAGAUUGAUUGAUAGAUAUUGGGUAGGAGACUGAUGGAACAGCCCCUAUGCUCCUCUUAGAAGUUCAGUCAAGGCUUCUGAUGUCCCUUCUGGAGCAGUUAUCGUGGAGUUAUCACCCUGGAUUGUGUAAUCAAGUUCUUGAAGUCCAUUGUGAACCUACAACUGUCUGAUGCAAGCAGUAGUGCUGCAGCUGUCAAGAUUGAGAGAUUUUACUGUGAAAGUUACACCAAUGGCAUACGCUGUUAACUGGUCCAGUAGCUUCAAACGAGGACUAGUAAAGUGGUUAAAGUCAAAGAAAUAGAUCUUGUUGUGUAAGAUGCAAUGAACUUUGUAAUGACUGCAUCUUACAGUUUGCCUUGCCAACAGCAUGUAUUGAAUAUUAAAAUUCAUAUUCUACCCAGUUGAUAAAAGUUAAAUGCUCCAGAGUUAAGUUGAAGUACUUGUUCAUUAACUGCUACCAAUCAAUAUCUCUGGCUCCAAAAAUUAAUUUAUUGCAAGUGAUCUUAAAACCAAUUUGAAAAUGUAACUUGUUUUUCUCAUUCCAGUCUUCCUUUCUUUCAUUUUAUUCUUCCUGUACCAUAUUUAACAUUAAAUCCACCAGUUUGAAUUCA